Messenger RNA from Arthroderma uncinatum, 1866 nucleotides. RefSeq lists its product as uncharacterized. The coding region runs from base 1 to 1866 and encodes 621 amino acids. The transcript is spliced from 2 exons. The record is from RefSeq and is a predicted model, not a curated record. NCBI's taxonomy places the organism in Eukaryota, Fungi, Ascomycota, Eurotiomycetes, Onygenales, Arthrodermataceae.
AUGGCUUCCAAAUCAUCCAUCCUUCACCCUCCAAAUGAGACCGAACACUCCUCCUCCAGAAUCACCCGCGAGGGCAAGAAGAUCACCUACUCGCUCAGGGUCAUGCAGCAGCCAGAACGCGCCAGAGCUUGCGGCGCCGGUGCCAAAUCAUCCGCGGACCGACGGCCUGUCGACCCGCCACCGAUCGUGGAGAUGCGCAUCUUCGAGUCGGACCCAAACAACGACAUGCAAAAGACAGACGUCACCUUCUCCUACAACGCCAACUUCUUCCUCUUUGCCACGCUCGAAUGGGCCCGUCCCUUCGCCCACGGCAGAGUCCAGGGCCAACCGCCUUCCUGUCCGGUGCUGACGGGAGUUCCAGUCGCUGGCAUCGCCUAUCUCGACCGUCCCAGCCAGGCAGGCUACUUCAUCUUCCCCGAUCUCUCCGUCAGACACGAGGGACUGUACAGACUCAACUUCAGCCUGUACGAGGAGCCCAAGGACGCUAAAGAUGAGGAUAAAGUCGCUCUUGCACCCGUAGGCACCGUUUCGACCACCGGUAUGACCAUGCCCAUGAAGUCGAAGCAGCCACAGAAGAGCAUGUAUUUCCGUCUAGAGGUCAAGACCGUUGCAUUCACCGUGUUCAGUGCAAAGAAGUUCCCUGGACUGUCCGAGAGCACCACCCUCUCGCGUAUCGUGGCUGAGCAGGGCUGUCGAGUGCGUAUCAGACGUGACGUGCGUAUGCGUCGUCGAGAACCGAAAUCAAGCAAGGACUACGGCGGCUACGAUGAGAGACAUGUCACGCCGGACUCGUAUCAUCCAGGAACGCCCGUCGAGCGACCGAGAAGCACCAGCAACUCUGGUAUGGAGGGAGGAUAUUACUGCCCAACACCACAGCGCGCUCAGUCGGUGGCUCAGGGGUACGGCUAUCCACCACCACCUCCUCCACCGGGACCACCAUCUCAGCAGUACCAGCAGCCAGCACCUGGUCAGAUGGCCCUACCUGGUCCUCCAGUGCAGUCUCAGGGUCAAUCACAUCUCUCCUUUGGUGCACCACAACCACAGUACUGCGCUCCCCAGCUACCGCCACAGCAUCAACAGCAACAGCAACAGCAGUCACAGCAGCAGCAGCCACCACACCACCCACCGACCCAAGGACCAUACUCCUCGCCGAUGCCCAGCUACACACACCUACGCCAUUCUUCGACCAGCACAGAAUACGAAUCCCAGAACAAAUACCCACCAUACCAGCAGCAGCAACAACCACCACACACCCCAUCCAGACAGCUAUCCGACCCCAACCCCAAGGCGAGUCUACCGCCCAUCUCCAUCCCACACGAAUCGUCAUCCAGCGCACCACGAUACGACUACCGCUCCUCAGAUCCAAAAGCAUACCACUCCACAACCUCCCAGACACCACAGAUGCCACCUCCAUCCUCUCUCAUCGCCGCCGCCCCAUCUCUCCCACCAUACAACCCAAGCACUGCAAACGACGUCAUCGAACCAGCCACGCCAACAGAACAAACGCACUCAUCAAACUCCAGCUCGUCGUCAAACAGUCAACCACCACCGACUUACGAUCCAACCCACGGCAAAGGCUGGUCCUUCCGCUCCGAACCCGUUCUCUCUUCCAAGCGAGGCCACACAGACGUCUUUGGCUCCGCCCAUCUCUCCCAGCCUCUCCACCACGGCAAGAGAGCAGACUCCAUCGUUCCACCAUCUACUUCCUCCUCUUCUGGCGCGAAUAGCAGAGCAAGCCUCCUCUCUCGCAUUGCAGGUCUACACGAUCUCGACGACGACGAUGGCAGUAUCGCUGGAAACAUGACCUACAAGCGAGCCGACGGACGAGUAGCCACCAGAAUGGCCGGUCCAGCCCGAGUAGCCUAA